Molecule: messenger RNA, 2133 nt
Organism: Punica granatum (pomegranate)
Lineage: Eukaryota; Viridiplantae; Streptophyta; Magnoliopsida; Myrtales; Lythraceae
Source: RefSeq, a predicted model, not a curated record
UGAGCUAGGUUGUAUCAACAUGGCGAGAAUGGCGAUUUCUAUCCCCUUUAUGGGGCUCAUAUUCUGGUGCUCUUUUGCAAUUUUAAUUUCCUUGGUGCGUCAUGUGACCUAUAUGAAGUACAAGGACCCAAAACUGCCCGUCGAGGUCCGAGUCAUGGACUUGCUCCAGAGGAUGACCUUAGAAGAGAAGAUUGGCCAAAUGACCCAGAUUGAACGGGUUAAUGCCACCCAGAAAGUAAUGAAAAAAUACUUCAUCGGGAGCGUAGUAAGCGGAGGAGGGAGUGCCCCUGCGAAGCAUGCUUCUCCGAACCAAUGGGUACAGAUGACGAACAAAAUUCAGAGAGCAUCUCUCGCCACGCGUCUCGGGAUUCCUAUGAUUUACGGCAUCGACGCCCUUCAUGGCCACAACAACGUCUACAAGGCCACCAUUUUCCCUCACAAUGUGGCCCUCGGAGUCACCAGGGAUCCCAACCUUGUGAAGCGGAUUGGUGCCGCGACUGCACUGGAAGUUCGCGCUACAGGCAUUCCUUAUACUUUCGCUCCGUGCAUUGCGGUAUGUAGGGAUCCAAGGUGGGGAAGGUGCUACGAGAGCUAUAGUGAAGACAAUAAGAUAGUUCAAAUGAUGACCGAAAUCAUCCCCGGCUUGCAAGGCGAUGUUCCCCCCAAUUUGAAGGGCACUCCCUAUGUUGCUGGAAAGGCCAAGGUCGCGGCCUGUGCACGGCAGUUUGUCGGGGAUGGAGGAACGGUGAAGGGUAUCAAUGAGAACGACACAAUCGUCAGCUCGACCGAGCUCUACAAUAUCCACAUGCCCGCCUACAAGGACUCAAUAGCAAAGGGGGUCGCCACCGUCAUGGCUUCCUACUCGAGCCUGAAUGGGGUCAAGAUGACUGCUAACUACGAAAUGCUCACCGGCUACCUCAAGAAUAAGCUUGGAUUCAAGGGUUUUGUUAUCGCUGAUUGGUUAGCGCUUGACAAGAUUACUGAUCCUCCUCAUUCGAAUUACACUUACUCCGUUCAAGCUUCGAUCCUUGCCGGUAUUGACAUGGUCAUGGUUCCAUAUAACUAUACGGAGUUCAUCGACAUAUUGACAGAUCUAGUCAACAAGAAGGUCAUCCCCAUGAGCCGAAUCGACAAUGCAGUCAGGAGGAUUCUACGGGUCAAGUUCAGCAUGGGCCUCUUCGAAGACCCAAUAGCUGAUAAAAGCUUGGUCAAGAAGCUCGGUUGUAAGGAGCAUCGAGAAUUGGCCAGGGAGGCUGUGAGGAAAUCGCUGGUGCUGCUUAAGAACGGGAAGUCGGCCACCGAGCCGCUGCUUCCCCUCCCCAAGAAGGCGCAGAAGAUUCUGGUGGCAGGGACUCAUGCAGACGAUUUGGGCAACCAGUGCGGCGGUUGGACCAUAGAGUGGCAGGGCCGUAGCGGCAACAACCUAACUACCGGAACUACCAUCCUCAAGGCGAUCAAGAAAACCGUUGAUCGCUCCACAAAGGUUGUCUUCAAGGAGAAUCCUGACUCUGACUACGUCAAGUCCCACGACUUCUCCUAUGCCAUAGUGGUCGUAGGUGAGCCUCCCUAUGCCGAGAGCAUGGGGGAUAACCAGAACCUGACCCUACCCAAGCCCGGGCCCGAGGUGAUCAAGAACGUCUGCAGGUCCAUCAAGUGCGUUGUGGUGAUUGUCUCUGGGCGACCACUGGUGAUCGAGAAGUACGUUCCCAAGGUAGACGCCCUCGUGGCUGCGUGGCUUCCGGGAAGCGAAGGCCAGGGUGUGGCAGAUGUCUUGUUCGGCGACUAUGGCUUCACCGGCAAGCUUGCCAGGACCUGGUUCAAGAGGGUCGAUCAGCUACCGAUGAAUGUAGGGGACCCCCACUACGACCCGCUCUUCCCAUUCGGCAUCGGGCUUGAGACCAAGCCAGUGUCCAAUCACUGAGGGAGACAGGUUCUUUUUUCUUUUUUUAUUGUAAUGUGGGUACUAUAUAUGUCCAAUACAGGAUCCAGCAUGAGCAUAUGUUGCAGUACUUAGCUAAUUAAUUUUUUUAAGAAUUUUCUCAUUAAGGAUGAUUUAUGGAAGAUCUGCAUUCUGUGGGUCGGGCCUAAGAACAGCCCAAAUCCAAACCCAACCCAAUGAAAAUUUUCUAUGGA